Molecule: messenger RNA, 2034 nt
Organism: Trypanosoma cruzi
Lineage: Eukaryota; Euglenozoa; Kinetoplastea; Trypanosomatida; Trypanosomatidae
Exons: 1
Coding region: 1-2034 (677 amino acids)
Molecular function (GO): GTP binding; phosphatidylinositol binding; phosphatidic acid binding
Source: RefSeq, a predicted model, not a curated record
AUGGGCUGCGGGGUGUCUCGCCAGCCUUUUAGCACGGAGCUGAGGCCGUUGCGUGCCACGAGGGAAUGUGCACCCGGUGGCUUUGAUUGUGCUGCCGGUUGUGGUGGCCACCCGAAACAAAUUACGGGCGAAUCCCACGAGAAUGGCAUUUCUUCGGAGCGUCCCUCACCCGAUGGAGGUUCUGCCACCAAAAGUGACUCACCGCCGCCUCGUUUUUCGGCUGCCGAAACCGUCGUUGGUGGCAACAGCCAUAGGGAUGACAGCAGACAUGAAGUCAAAUUUUCUGUUGAAUGGAACCGUUCCGUUUCACCCGUGCCUGGUCUCUCCGAGUACGCAACGCUCCCAUUGCGUCAUGUACACAAGAAGCUGAAGCACAAUCAUCGUGUGUUUAGAAUAUGCCUUACAGGUGGUCCUUGUGGGGGGAAGUCGACGCUUCUCACGCAGCUGCAGGCAAAGAUGCCACAGCGCACAGGGUACAAAGUCUUUUGUGUCCCAGAGGCGGCGACGCUGCUUGUAACGGGCGGCAUGGUUUGGAACAGUGACCUCAUUGAGGAGCAGCAGUUGGCACUUAUCCGCGUGCAAAUAGGUCUGGAGGAUCAGUUCUACAAUGUGGCGAUGGCUUCGGGAGCGCCAAGCAUUGUCAUUUCCGACCGUGGAACGAUGGAUGGAAGGGCGUUUUGCUCCGAGGAGAUUUUUGAACGGAUAUUGCGACGUUUAAAUGUAACACUAGAGACGCUACGAGAUCGCUACGAUGCGGUCAUCCACCUUGUGACCGCUGCCAGUGGCGCCAAAGAGUACUACAAUCUGGACAACCCAAGCCGCUAUGAAAAUGUUGAGGAGGCCGUUGAGUCUGAUAAGAAGCUGCGGCAGGUGUACGUUGGCCACCCAAUGCUGCGGAUUAUUGACAAUUCCACGACGUUUGAAGAAAAGAUGGAACGCGGGCUGUCGUUGGUUGGGCAGGUCAUUGGGCAAAGGUUUUCAAUGCAGAACACAUCUUAUUAUUUGGUGCGUCAUUGCCCGAAGGAAUUGCCGGUACAGAGCGUCACAUCCACACUCACCAUCACGUUGUUGUGCAACAGCCAAAUCAACGAUGUUCGGCUUCUCAUUCGACGUGAGCAUCCCUCCGGUGAAUGCAUGUACUUUUUCAACUCCAUCCGGUGCGCGGGCAAAGGCAAUUCGUUUGGGCAGAAAGAUGGAUCAGAGGGCAGCGUCACGCGAGACGCAUCCCCCGUGUGCCAUGCGGAAAUACAGGCUGUGCAAAGCGCCUUUAUGGGGACCAUGGAAUCUGGCCAGCGUGUCAAGACCGAGCAACGUAUCAGCAGUCGAGAGUAUGCCACUCUGAUUUGUAACCGCGACGCACAAAGGCAUGAUGUCGUUUUGAAUGCUGUUCAGUUUAUCCACGACGAUGCGAGGUACGAGGUGACCACCAUCGUGGAGCCGCCAUGGGCAGCGGGAAAACAGGCAUUGACGCUCGAGUGUGACGACCAAGAAAAUGCGACAUUCCCGUCGUUUGUCAAAGUGGACCGCGAGGUGCCGAUUGACAGUCUCUCGACCGCUUUCCUGAUAUCCCAUACGGAGAUGGGGCCGCUUUACACAUCACUUGUCUACGCUCCCGUUUUUACGCGCGGCAUCUUGACGAGAGGAACACGUGCGGAUACGGACGGCAGCUGUGCCACAAGCGACAGCGGCCACCGGACCCCGCGAGCCUCGAGGCGGAAUGUUGAGGAUGACGCGGAUGAGAGGAAAGAGUUGAUGAGGAGGAAGAAAAAGAAACGCGUUAAGCGCACUGCCGUGACGGAUGAGGACGAGUCGUUGCCUCUGCAGAAAGCAGAGAAGAAGGCGGAUUUUACCGCCACUGUGGUAGAGGCAGUGGACGCAAAAGAAAUCCCCCCAAAUCCUCCCAGUCCGUCCAACUUGGGGCCAACCGACGACACACCGAACUUACCACCAGUACCAUCGGCAUCAACAACUCCUCCUUUGCCCAGCGGUCCUCCCACCGCAAACCCUCGCGGGGCGAUGACGGGGAUGCACUAA